Cantharellus anzutake is the source of this 846-nucleotide messenger RNA. RefSeq lists its product as uncharacterized. The transcript is spliced from 2 exons. Lineage: Eukaryota; Fungi; Basidiomycota; Agaricomycetes; Cantharellales; Hydnaceae. The record is from RefSeq and is a predicted model, not a curated record. Bases 86 to 589 code for a protein of 167 amino acids.
GCAAGUCAAACAAGCAUUCAUGAUAUGGUGGAAUGACGCAUCUAGAGCCCUUUGAGUCCUUUGACCGCUUCCUGCGCGCGAGGCCAUGAUCCUGUACGAAGAUAUUGAUAGGCUGUGGCGUUCACGGCUUAGGUCAUGGUUCGGAUGCAUAGAACGAUCGAACCCUAACGAAUCUAAGCUCUUAGGCUUGACGGGGCCUUCAAAGCGCAGGUUUCGGUUGGAGCACAGCAUCCAACUGUGUACUGGGGUUCUGCAAUUUCGGAUCCUUUAUGGUAUCAUGAGCCUACCUAGUGGUAGUGCCGUAGCCCAUCGAAGCGGAAUGACUCAUUCGAUCAAAGCUGCCCGGGGUCUCUGGCUUGCUCCUCCAGCUUUGUUCAUACUCUCAGUCUAUAGAUGCGGAAUGCCGUACCGCUGUACUCCAUCUAACCUCUCGACGACGCCUUGCAGGUUUUAUUGGAGCUGCCAGUCAUCCUGGUCGAUUAGUUUGUUUCAAGGGACUACGGCUGGCCUCGAUUAUGGAGUGAUGUUCCUCAGUAUGUGCUUUCCCGGCGCACAAAGGCUAGUCACCAUGCACCAUACGGUGAACUAAUGUCUCUUGAAAUCCCAACCGGAUCGAUGAUUAUGGAUCAAUUAUCGGAACAAGCCCGAUACGGAAAUCACUGGACGUCCCGGACUGGCGCAAUUGUUUAUUAUUUUCAAGUUGCAUGAUUUCCCGUCGUCUAUUGUCUCUGACCUGGGGGCUGCAUUUCCGAAUCCUGGAAAGCACUGGUGUCGCAACUUCAAGUACGCCUUAACCUGUCUGCUGAUUACCAUCCCCAAACCGAUGCGUGCUUAUUAACAAGACGA